Molecule: messenger RNA, 1233 nt
Organism: Nymphalis io (European peacock)
Lineage: Eukaryota; Metazoa; Arthropoda; Insecta; Lepidoptera; Nymphalidae
Product: DNA repair protein RAD51 homolog 3
Exons: 7
Coding region: 98-901 (267 amino acids)
Biological process (GO): reciprocal meiotic recombination; DNA repair; meiotic DNA recombinase assembly
Cellular component (GO): Rad51C-XRCC3 complex; Rad51B-Rad51C-Rad51D-XRCC2 complex; replication fork
Molecular function (GO): ATP hydrolysis activity; crossover junction DNA endonuclease activity; four-way junction DNA binding
Source: RefSeq, a predicted model, not a curated record
UAUAUUUAAAUUUUUAGUCUUAGCAGUUUACAGUUUGCUUAAGUUUGCUUCAAUAAACUUUUGAAACCUAUGAAAAUUAGGUAAAAUUUUUUUUACAAUGAGCUCUGAUUUUAAAAUAUAUAAUGCAACAGAGUUGUGGCAAAUUGAAACCAGCGUACCUUCUAUACCUACAUUUAGUCAAAAUCUUGAUAAGGCUCUUGGUAAUGAUGGAAUACAAUUGGGUUCUCUGACAGAACUUUUAGGCCUACCGGGUUCCGGGAAAACGCAACUAUGUUUACAACUAUGUGCUUCUGUGCAAGUACCUAAAGUUCUAGGUGGACUCAAUUCAGAAGCUCUUUAUAUAGACACCAACUCAAACUUUACAUUCAAUAGAUUUAAAGAAAUAUUAUUUUCUAGCUUAGCAAAAUGUCAAAGGAUAAUGGAUUCCUCGAUACUAAUAAGAGAAGAAAAAGCCUUAAAGAAAUUUCAUUAUGUCAAGGCAAUUGGUCUUGAAAAGUUUUGUGCAUUUUUAUACCAACUACCUAAUUUUAUAAGGGAUAAGCCAAAUGUGAAACUCAUAGUCAUAGAUUCAAUAGCAUUUCCAUUUAAAGACGGCAUUUCCAUGAAGCAGAGAACAGGAUUGCUUUUUAGAUUGAUGGCAGAUUUACAAAAGUUGACUUUAAAAAAUCAAAUUGCUGUGGUUUUAACAAACGAAAUGACCACCAGAAUUGGUCUGUCAACAGGAGCAAUAGUUGGUUCUUUAGGAGACACUUGGUCGCAUCGUUGUAACAUGCGAAUCCUUCUUUCCGCUCCAGAGCCCCUAGAGAAUAUAAGAUUAGCUGCGAUUCUUAAAAGUAAUAUUGUUGCAGAAGGCGUUGCAAAGUUUCAGAUAACACACGAGGGAAUUCGGGACGUUCAAUAAAAUACGAUUGAAACAUACAUAGUUUUAUUAAUAAUGUAUUUAUGUAUAUAUAUAAUACACCGUAAACAAAACUACAGCACCAAUAAAUAUCUCAUUUUCACAAAAAUAUCAAGCUUUUUAUUUCUACACAUCUCAACAGUUAUAUAAAGGCAGUUUCAUAUCGGAACUUAGCUUUUUAUGUGCAAUACAAACAUUCAGUACAUUGAAGUCUUAUUAUGCUUUUUCUUAAGAAACAAUAGUGAGUAACACCCUUUUGUAGUCUCCUUUCGUAUCAUCCUGCAAAAUAUUACAUUUGUUUCUGUAAUAGAACUAUUCGAUAACAUGCAUUUUUU